AUGGUGUUGGAAAUAAAUAGUAAUCCAUUUUUAAGUAUAUUGGAAAAAAAUUAUCCAAAUUUAUAUAAAUCAAUUUUUUAUAAUAAUAAUAAUAAAUUUAUUAUUUUAAUACCCAAUUCACAAAUAUUAAUUAAUACACAAAUUAAUGAUAUUUUUAUAAAGAGUCAUAUAUUAAUGGAAACAAAUAUAGAGAAGAAUUAUAUAAAUAAAUGUGGACAAAUAAUUGAAAUGUUAAAUGAUACAUUUAUUACAAGUUUUGGAUUCAAUAAUUAUAAUAUUUGUAAUAUUAUACAGAAAUACAAAUUCAAUAAUUCAAUACAAUGUAAUUUUAUACCUAAUACUAUUAGUAUUAGUUAUGUAGGUAGUAGUAGUCUAGUAAGUAGUUAG
Messenger RNA from Theileria annulata, 387 nucleotides. RefSeq lists its product as uncharacterized. The record is from RefSeq and is a predicted model, not a curated record. The transcript has 2 exons. NCBI's taxonomy places the organism in Eukaryota, Apicomplexa, Aconoidasida, Piroplasmida, Theileriidae. The coding region runs from base 1 to 387 and encodes 128 amino acids.